Molecule: messenger RNA, 505 nt
Organism: Oryzias melastigma (Indian medaka)
Lineage: Eukaryota; Metazoa; Chordata; Actinopteri; Beloniformes; Adrianichthyidae
Product: DNA topoisomerase 1-like
Exons: 3
Coding region: 23-505 (160 amino acids)
Biological process (GO): DNA replication; DNA topological change; chromosome segregation
Cellular component (GO): nucleolus; chromosome
Molecular function (GO): DNA binding; DNA topoisomerase type I (single strand cut, ATP-independent) activity
Source: RefSeq, a predicted model, not a curated record
GCAAAAGUAUGGUUUUUGUAUUAUGGACAAUCACAAAGAACGCAUCGCUAACUUCCGUAUCGAGCCCCCCGGCUUGUUCCGUGGCCGUGGAGACCAUCCAAAAAUGGGAAUGCUCAAACGUCGUAUUAGGCCUCAAGACAUCAUUAUCAACUGCAGCAAGGACUCAAAGUACCCAGAACCACCCCCUGGUACUAAGUGGAAAGAAGUUCGCCAUGACAACAAAGUGACUUGGCUGGUUUCCUGGACAGAGAACAUUCAGGGCUCUAUCAAAUACAUUAUGCUGAACCCCAGCUCGAGGAUAAAGGGAGAGAAGGACUGGCAGAAGUAUGAAACGGCUCGCAGACUGAAGAAAUGUGUGGACCGCAUCAGAGCUCAGUACCGUGAAGACUGGAAGUCCAAGGAAAUGAGGGUCCGACAGCGGGCUGUGGCACUCUACUUUAUCGACAAGGUGAAGACUUGGGAUUUCUUUGUUGACACUUUCCAAAUAUGGCUGAGUAACAUAUGA